This is a messenger RNA of Penicillium concentricum, 1053 nucleotides long. RefSeq lists its product as uncharacterized. The transcript is spliced from 4 exons. The coding region runs from base 1 to 1053 and encodes 350 amino acids. NCBI's taxonomy places the organism in Eukaryota, Fungi, Ascomycota, Eurotiomycetes, Eurotiales, Aspergillaceae. The record is from RefSeq and is a predicted model, not a curated record.
AUGGCCACAAUCAAUGCCCAGGAUAGCUACCAAGGGUCCUAUCGGGCCGGGACAAUCGCGAUGACUGUCCUGGGCGUCCUGUUCGUCAUUCUACGGCUUUUGGCACGGUGGAAGAAGUCAUUGAAGCCAGGCUGGGAUGAUUAUAUGAUCAUGGCCGCUUUGCUUCCUCUAUUAACUCUUGUUGGCUUGAUGCUAGCAUUAACUAACUAUGGCAUGGGAUUACAUUCUGAGAUCUUGCCGAUGGAAAAUAUCAUGAUGAUUGCAAAGCUCUUGGUAGUGUUCGAGUGCAUAUAUGUCACAACAAUAGCAGUCACCAAAGUUUCUAUCUUGCUCAUGUAUUGUCGCAUCUUUCCCACGAAAGAAAUCCGGACUGCCUCCAUGAUCUUGGGUGGGAUAUCGCUCGCGUGGGCCGUUGCUAUCAUUUUCGUGAGCAUCUUCCAAUGCACUCCGAUUGCACGAGCCUGGGACACUCGCAUCCCCGGUACCUGUAUCGAUCUCAAAGCCUCGUUCAUUGGAAAUGCAGUACCCAAUGUUGUCACCGAUAUUCUCAUUCUGUCUCUGCCGGUGCGGGUGGUGUGGGGACUGCACGCAAGCCUUACGCACCGGCUGUCCGUAAUUGGAAUCUUUCUCUUGGGUAGUUUCGUUAUCUUUACCAGUGUAUAUCGCUUCACUACCCUGUUUGAUUUCAAUCCGGCGGACAUUGCUUGGACACUCGGAAAGUCCUGCACCUGGUGUGUCGUGGAAUGCUCAACGGGAAUUAUCUCCGCUUGCAUGCCGACCCUACGCCCGUUGUUCUUGAUGGUUUCAUCCAAAUUCUCCAGCCAGUCUGGUACCCAGAGAACACGAACAGCAGAUCUCGAGAACUCUAAAGGUUAUGAAUUGGACAAUUCUGCCCUACGACCAUCUGAUGAGCCGCGUAAUAAAACUAAAACUCACCUGGAUGUGUCCCAAGCCGACGAUGCAUCUGGGGAUGAGGUGCCGUUGAAUUCCAUUCGAGUUCAGCGGGAUAUGACAUGGCAAGAAUCGAGUGGUGAUUCAUUUCGAUUUAAAUAA